AUGCCAGAAGCAGCAUCUCCCGCACGGGCUGCUGUGCCACAGCGAGCUGCACCGGCGGGGCGGGGUGACCGACUCAACCUAGGAGAUCACAGUGGAUCGCAGGCUUCACCAGACAAUCGCGGUCGGGGUGCUGUCGCAAGAGCAGGGCGGGGUCAUAGAGGAGGCCGGGGGAGAGCUCGCGGCCAUGGACAAGGACGAAAUACUUUGUCUUCUCAGAUACCCCAGCUUGAUCAAGCUGCAACAGAUGACAGCUCGGGACGACCGCAUGGGGGCGGCUUCGGUGCUCGCCUGACCGAAGCUGCCUCGAAAUCUACAGGCGAAUCGGAUGAACCACAGUCACGGGAAAAUAAUACAGAUGCUGAGACCGAGGAUGCAGAGGUGUGCUUCAUUUGUGCCAGCCCGAUUGAGCAUGUCUCGGUUGCACCUUGCAAUCACCAGACGUGCCACAUCUGCGCGUUGAGGCUGCGAGCGCUGUACAAAACACGGGCUUGUGCUCACUGCAGGACAGAAGCACCCUUUGUGAUUUUUACCGACAGUGCCGACAAGCGGUUCGAAGAAUUCAAGGACAGCGACUUCGUCAAAAUCGACGAGAACUUGGGCAUCAAAUAUGAAAAGGAUGUCAUCUUUGAAGACACCAUCCUGCUCCUCAGAUAUAACUGUCCCGACAAGGACUGCGACGUUGCAUGCCGUGGAUGGCCGGAUCUGCAUCGCCAUGUCAAGACCAAGCACGGGAAAAUGAUGUGUGAUUUAUGCACAAGGAACAAGAAGGUUUUUACUCAUGAACAUGAAUUGUUCACGCCUGGUGAGCUCCGAAAACAUGAAAAAUACGGGGAUGACAUGCCAGGAGCCGCCACCCAGUCUGGCUUUAAGGGACAUCCUGAAUGUGGCUUCUGCAAACAGAGAUUCUACGGAGACGACGAACUCUACACUCACUGCCGCGAGAAGCACGAACGAUGCCACAUUUGUGACAGGCGCAAUGGGGGCAGAAACCCUCAGUACUAUCUCAAUUACCAAGAAUUGGAGAAGCAUUUCGCAGCCGAGCACUUCGUAUGUUUGGAUGCCGAGUGUCAGGCAAACAAGACCAAUGUCUUUGAGUCCGAAAUAGAUCUCAAGGCACAUCAACUUUCCGAACAUCCCAACGGGCUGUCGAAGGAUGCGCGUAGAGAUGCGCGACUGGUCAAUCUAUCUGGCUUCGAGAUACGCACGCCGUAUCAACCACAGCGGAGGGGCGGUCGAGAACGCGAAUCUCACGGCAGUGGGAGGGGACGGGAUCCAAAUGCUGAACCGCUGCCCAUGUCCAGUGCUCAGCCCAUGAGCCGCGCCGAGCUGGCGUAUCAGAGACAGCUCGCCAUCCAGAGCUCGCAGUCUGUAUCCAACAGGAGUUUUGGAGGCCAGCUCACACAGCCUACGCGUUCGCCACAUGCGAAUCGCGCUCAACCAGCCCCUCUGACGCAGCCAUCAGCGUUGCCCGCUGUCGAAAACCUCACCCUGGGGUCCGAUAACCCUCCGGCGGCGAACAUGACACCCCAGGAGCAAGCUCGCGCGUUGCGGCACCAAGGUGUCGUCGAGCGGGCCUCGACACUCUUGAGGGGUGACAAGACUAAGCUUUCACAAUUCCGCACACUUGUCUCCGCCUACCGCAGCGGCACAAGCUCGGCCACUGAGUUGAUUGACGCAUUCUUUUCUCUUUUCGACUGCCCCAGCACCGAGCUGGGCAAAGUCAUCCGGGAACUCGCCGACCUGUACGAAGACGACGAGAAACGCCAAUCCCUACUCCGUGCCUGGAAUGAUUGGCGCAGCAUCAAUGAAGAUUACCCGAGCCUGCCAGGUCCAAGCGGGUCAUUGCCGGGCCUUUCGAGCAGUGGUGCGGCCUCGGGUAGUGGCAGACGCGUCCUGACUCUGAAGAAGAGUACGGCCCAGUCGUCUCGUUCGGCAGUCUCAAGGCAAGGCUCCUGGGGCAAUGCCUUGACUAAUGGUUCAAGUCGAGACCCGUUUCCUGCUUUGUCCUCUGCCAAUAGUGGUGCUCGCAGAACGGCUCCAGGGGCAGGAACACAGCUGGCCUGGGGCAAUACCUCUGCGCCGCAAGUUUCUAGAACGACACCGAGCAGCGCACCUGUGUCCCGUCCUACGCCGACAACAGCAUCCACUCUCCGUCAAUCCACGCGCAACAACCCGCCGCCAAGGCAGACUGAGGAUAUGUUCCCAUCACUGCCGGCCGCGCCGAAGCCCAAUACCAUGAUGCCGGGUUUCAAUACACGCGGCUCCGUCCGCUGGCUCAACUCAAGCCGUAACUCCCCGUCUGGCUCGGGAACAACCACUCCGGCAAAUGCAUGGGCCAACGGGGGUUUGACACCGACCCCUGCUCAGGCAGCUGCCGUCGCAGCGUCUACUACUGGAAGCUCCGGGUCUGUUGGCGCCGUUAGUGGUGAUGCCAAUGGCGGUGAUGAUGCAGUGACCAAGAAGAAGACCAAAAAGGUCAAGAAGGGCGAAACCCUCUUCCAUUUCGGAUAA
Molecule: messenger RNA, 2511 nt
Organism: Capronia coronata CBS 617.96
Lineage: Eukaryota; Fungi; Ascomycota; Eurotiomycetes; Chaetothyriales; Herpotrichiellaceae
Exons: 2
Coding region: 1-2511 (836 amino acids)
Biological process (GO): rescue of stalled cytosolic ribosome; protein ubiquitination
Molecular function (GO): ribosome binding; ubiquitin protein ligase activity
Source: RefSeq, a predicted model, not a curated record